Anisakis simplex (herring worm) is the source of this 171-nucleotide messenger RNA. The record is from the annotation of a GenBank genome assembly. Lineage: Eukaryota; Metazoa; Nematoda; Chromadorea; Rhabditida; Anisakidae.
GCUUUCGUUUGUAACGCGAUUACGGUACGAAAUACAGUAAUAGCGCCCAAAGGGGUGGCUGAAACGACGAGAAGCGAGAUGAAGAAACGUGGAUUCGAAGUUGUCGAAGUGGACAUGAGUGAAUUCAUGAAAUCGGGUGGUGCAUGCCAAUGCCUUGUGCUGAAACUUUGA